GGGGGGGGGGGGGGGGGGGGAAGAAGAAACUGGAGAGAUGGGUUGUUGCCAAUCGUCAUUUUUAAGAGAAACCCAUCCAGAAAAACUGCAGAAAAAUCGAGGGUUAUCAUUAAAUCCGUCUAUAAUAAACACUACAGGUGGUGAUUCUGACCAAGGUGGUGUUGGUGGUGGUGUUGUUGGAGGUGCAACACCAGUGUUUUCUGAGUAUUCUUUCACAGACCUUAAAGCUGCUACUAAUAAUUUCAGUUCAGAUUAUAUAGUUUCAGAGAGUGGUGAAAAAGCCCCUAAUCUUGUUUAUAAGGGUCGUCUUCAAAAUCGUCGUUGGAUCGCUGUUAAGAAAUUUACUAAGUUAGCUUGGCCUGAUCCUAAACAAUUUGUGGAAGAAGCAUCUGGGGUUGGGAGGUUGAGACAUAGAAGACUAGCUAAUCUGAUUGGGUACUGUUGUGAUGGGGAUGAGAGAUUGCUUGUUGCUGAGUAUAUGCCUAAUGAUACCCUUGCAAAGCAUUUAUUUCACUGGGAAAGUCAAACUAUUGAGUGGGCCAUGCGUCUAAGAGUUGCUCUGUACAUUGCUGAGGCCUUAGAGUAUUGUAGUACCAAAGGGCAUAAACUGUAUCAUGACCUGAAUGCUUACCGGGUUCUCUUUGAUGAGGAUGGCGAUCCUCGGCUUUCUUGUUUUGGUCUUAUGAAAAAUAGCAGGGACGGGAAGAGUUACAGCACGAAUCUUGCUUAUACCCCUCCUGAGUAUCUAAGGAACGGAAGGGUUACCCCUGAAAGUGUAAUCUUCAGCUGUGGCACGAUUCUCUUGGAUCUUCUUAGUGGAAAGCAUAUCCCUCCAAGUCAUGCUCUUGAUAUGAUACGUGGCAAAAACAUCCUCCUCCUCAUGGAUUCACAUUUAGAGGGAAAAUUUUCAACAGAAGAGGCAACUGUGGUUGUUGGCCUUGCUUCUGAGUGUUUACAGUAUGAACCUAGAGAGAGACCCAAUUUGCAAAAGCUUGUCGAGAUUUUGGAGCCACUUCAGCCAAAACCUGAAGUUCCAUCUUAUGUGAUGCUAGGCAUACCAAAGCAGGAGGAAGCCCCUGCAACCCCCCAACAUCCGCUCUCCCCAAUGGGUGAGGCAUGUCAACGUAUGGAUCUAACGGCUAUCCAUCAGAUUUUGGUGACGUCACACUACAGAGACGAUGAAGGAACUAAUGAGUUAUCUUUCCAAGAGUGGACACAACAAAUGAGAGAUAUGUUGGAAGCAAGGAAGCGUGGGGACUUCGCCUUCCGUGACAAAGAUUUUAAAACUGCUAUAGACUGUUACUCUCAGUUUAUUGAUGUGGGGACGAUGGUUUCACCGACCGUUUAUGCAAGACGUAGUCUCUGCCAUCUCCUCAGCGACCAGCCAGAUGCAGCUCUCCGGGAUGCUAUGCAAGCACAAUGUGUAUACCCUGAUUGGCCCACAGCUUUCUAUAUGCAGGCAGUUGCCUUGGCUAAACUGAACAUGGACAAGGAUGCAGCAGACAUGUUGAAUGAGGCUGCUGGACUAGAAGAAAAGAGGCAACGAAGAUAAUCACAAUUCAUAUGAAUCAGUUGCAGCUAAUAAUGUAAUCACCAUGCAUUAUCUAUUAUCAUUGAUACAGAAAACACACUCAAAAUCUGUAAUUUAUAUGGGAAUUGGCUUCAAUGAGAAAAUUGUAUUAUAUUGCGA
Papaver somniferum (opium poppy) is the source of this 1690-nucleotide messenger RNA. RefSeq names its product serine/threonine-protein kinase BSK1-like. Gene Ontology annotation, molecular function: protein kinase activity; protein binding; ATP binding. NCBI's taxonomy places the organism in Eukaryota, Viridiplantae, Streptophyta, Magnoliopsida, Ranunculales, Papaveraceae. The record is from RefSeq and is a predicted model, not a curated record. The transcript is spliced from 9 exons. Gene Ontology annotation, biological process: brassinosteroid mediated signaling pathway; protein phosphorylation. Bases 38 to 1552 code for a protein of 504 amino acids.